AUGAAACGCCUCUCCCAUCACUGUUUAACUAUGUGGCUGCCCGUCAUGUUGGCGGCGCGUGUGAACCUCAAGGGCUGGCAGCAGGCGGCUGUUGCAGUCGGUUCGGCGUUCGGUGCCUUGCUUGAUCCGAAGAGAGCUGAUCUGAUUGCUGCGCUUGGGGAGACUACCGGGAAGCCAGCGUUCGAGCGUGUGCUCCAGCGCAUGAAGAACAGCGCCGAAGGCAGGGAAAUUCUUUUGGAGCGUCCUCGGGUUAUAUCCACUCGGGUUUCACACGCCUGGGACAUGCCUGAGAACACGUUCGGUGCUGCCUAUGCUCAGUUCAUGGGGUCAAGGAACUUCUCACCGGACGACCGCCCACCAGUUCGCUUCAUGGAAACCGACGACCUCGCCUUCGUCGCGACCCGUGCCCGUGAGGUGCACGACUUCUGGCACGUGCUGUUCAGCCUCCCGACCAACCUGAUCGGCGAGACUGCCCUCAAGGUGAUCGAGUUCGAGCAGAUGUUCCUCCCGAUGUGCAUGCUCUCUGUCAUCGGGGGCUCCGCGAGGUUCAGCGAGAAGCAGAGGAGGCUGUUCUUCCAGCACUAUUUCCCAUGGGCGACCAAGGCAGGUGUCAAGGCUACUGAUCUGAUGUCCGUGUACUAUGAGAAGCACUUCCAUGAGGAUCUGGAGGAGGUGCGGAGGAACUGGGGGAUCGUGCCGUGCCCGGAUCCCAAGGCGACGAGCAGUGCUUAG
This is a messenger RNA of Triticum turgidum subsp. durum (durum wheat), 732 nucleotides long. NCBI's taxonomy places the organism in Eukaryota, Viridiplantae, Streptophyta, Magnoliopsida, Poales, Poaceae. The record is from the annotation of a GenBank genome assembly.